AUGGCAACAACAGCAGCUGACAUCCAAACAACUGCCACCGUAACGACAGCAACGGCUACAAUGAGGCCCAGGCUCAUCGCAAGGCCGUUCGACGCGGACAAACCCGCGCUAUGGUUCGCGCAGCUGGAGACACAGUUCGCUGACCUGGGAUACGUCAUCGAGUCAGAUAAGUACAACAAAACGGUACCGCUGAUCGACACUGCUUACGCCGCAGAAGUCGAACAUUUAAUUGUCUCCAGACCUGUAACAAAUCCAUACCAAACAUUAAAAAACGAACUAAUCAGAUGUUUCACAAAAUCCAGGACUGCGAACAUCAUCCAAUUGCUCGACAGGGAGAGCAUUGGUGAUCGAACGCCAUCGAAGCAACUGAGACAUUUAAGAAGUCUUGUUCCAGGCAUUGACGACGAGGUCCUAAAAACGCGCUGGUUGUCUCAUCUCCCCGAGCAAACGCGAGCUACACUCGCUACCCAGGAGAACGCUUCCAUUGAUGAUUUCGCGAAGCUAGCAGACAGGGUGCACGAGAUAUUUCACCCAAACAGCGUCGCAGCCAUCACCACCUCAGCAGACAACGCGAUCAACGCAGCACUCCUCGAGCGAAUCGAACAGCUGACGGCAACUGUCGCAGAGUUACGAGUGAAAAACUCACGCUCGCUAUCACGCACACGUUCAGAGUACUCACAUGGGCAGCGCAACAACUCACGCCGACGUUCCAGCUCCAGGAAAGUAUUAAAGAAANCCUUUUGUAUAUAUUCGAAACGUCUUGAUUAA
This is a messenger RNA of Diachasma alloeum, 768 nucleotides long. RefSeq lists its product as uncharacterized. The coding region runs from base 1 to 768 and encodes 255 amino acids. The transcript has a single exon. Lineage: Eukaryota; Metazoa; Arthropoda; Insecta; Hymenoptera; Braconidae. The record is from RefSeq and is a predicted model, not a curated record.